CCGCUCUCGCCGCCGCCCGUCCCGACUUAGGCCAAGCCAACCGCGUCAUCGUCUUAUCUCUCUCCCAUCAUUCAUCUAUCUGAUCUCAUCUCCUAUCUUCCCUCUCUCUCCUCCCCGUCGUCUGCCUUCUCUGCCCGGCAAGACCGCCUGCCCAUGUCCGUGGCGCCGUGCGCGCUUCUCCUGCCCUGCAAUCCGCUUCCUCAGCGCAGCUCCGAUCCGCCAACGCCGCCCAAGGAGCCGGGAUCGGCCGACCGAUCGGAGACGAGAGGCAGGCAGCGGAACAGAGCAGCGGCCCGCAAGGCGAUUGCUCUAUUCUGCCCUGUUCCAGCGUUCCAUGCAUGGAUGCCAAGGAACUCAUCUCACAGUCCGACCUGCAGUCGUUCUACCAGCAGCAACAACAGCAGCACCGUGCCUUCGGCGGCCACCAUAGCCCGUCCUCGCUGGCCGGGAUGCACUCCGUCAUCCGACCCAUGCCCAACAUGAAUAUGAGCCCAACUGCUAUCCUUAACUCCAUCAGCGGGGGUUCCCUCGCCGGCAUGCAGUUCCAGAUGGACCCGCCCCCACCAUUGCUGCACAACAUCAACGCCACCGGCGCUGUCACACCGGCCCCUGCGGAGCCUCUCAAGCGCAAAAGAGGAAGGCCGCGCAAAUACGGACCCGAUGGCACGAUGAGGCAACAGCAACAGCAACAGGCUGCGUCAUCGCAGCAGCAGCUCGUCGCUACACAACCGAGGAUAUGUUCUCUAUCGUCGGGUCCCGACAUGCUCGGCAGCUCCGGUAUGGAGGACCCCGCGCAGAAGAAGCGGCGCGGCCGGCCGCCGGGCACCGGCAAGAAGCACCAGCCCUCGACCUCACAAGGUCCAGGCAAUGCGUUCGCCGGUUCGGCUGGAACGAGCUUCACUCCGCACAUCAUCACGGCGUCUCCUUCAGAGGACGUGGCGGCGAAGAUCGUUGCGUUCGCCAGCCAGUCGUCAAAGGCGGUGUGCGUCCUCUCGGCGAUGGGUUCCGUCUCCAGGGCCGUCCUCCGCCACCCGGCCGACGGCUCUCCCAUGGCGAGGGUUCACGCGUCGCCGCAGCCGUACAAGAACCCUGCUGUCUACGAGGGUUUCUACGAGAUCCUGAGCCUAACCGGCUCGUACAACCUGGCACAGGGCGGCGGCCUCAGCGUCACGCUCUGCAGCCCUGAGAGGAACGUGAUCGGAGGCGUUCUGGGCGGCCCACUGGUAGCUGCAGGCACCGUGCAGGUGGUUCUGGGGAGUUUUCACCAGGGAGGGUCGAGAUCCAAGUCCAAGAAAGCCGGGAAGCAGCAGCAGGCGGCGGCCUUCAGCCCCGACUCGCUCACCGGCGGCCAGGAGGCGUCGCCCAGCUCCGGGCACAACCAAAAUCUAACGCCGCCGCCCUCCGUGACGGGAGGGUGGCCCACCUCCGGCAUAUUUGACACCAGAAGUUCCAGCAUUGAUAUCAACUCGUCUAGAGGCUAGCUCAUUCGUCGAUAUAAUUCCAGCUCGACAGAAAUUUUCUGUUUUCGCACAAGAAUACCCAAAAACCAUACUUCGAAAUAGCUUAUUCGCUUCUUUCUUUUGAGUAAUUAAAUUCGUAUAGAAUUCAUAGGC
Zea mays is the source of this 1613-nucleotide messenger RNA. Its product is annotated as AT-hook motif nuclear-localized protein 5. Gene Ontology annotation, molecular function: minor groove of adenine-thymine-rich DNA binding. Bases 339 to 1481 code for a protein of 380 amino acids. The record is from RefSeq and is marked validated. The transcript is spliced from 5 exons. Lineage: Eukaryota; Viridiplantae; Streptophyta; Magnoliopsida; Poales; Poaceae.